AAGUUUCUGUUUUUUUCUUCAGUCAGUGUGAAAGUUUGUCAGCAGAGCUGGAGCACAGAAAGGAGCUGGACGGAGCACCGGAGAGAAGCUAAACAGCAGAGCUCCGAGGUGGUGGAGGAAUGGGCUGCAGCCACAGCAAGAAAAAGAGCAAAGGCAAGAAAGGAGAGAAGAAACAGAAGGACUGCAGCCGUCAAGAUGGAGGUAAACAUUCAUCUCGUGAGUCGGACGUUUGUCUUGAGAAGCAGCUGGAGCGCUUCGAGUUGCAGCUGAAGAUUUUAAAGGAAGUGCUCUCAGCCAAUGGGAGUUCAGAGAGGGCGGAGCUACUGAAACACCAUACUGAUGAAGAAGUGUGCGCUCUAGUUCUGAGCAUCCUCGAUAAGGUGAGAACAGAGACAACAGCCGAUCUAAACGUUCUGCAUGAACGCAAAAGUAAAGCAGCCGUAGAGGAACAUGAGAGGCACGUUGAAGAGCUGCGAACUAAACAUGAACAGGAGAAAACUCAGCUGACAGACAAGUUUCAGGCGGCUGAAGAUAUCCUCAAGGCUGACGUGGAGCGGUUAACGGCUGAGCUGCAGGUCUACAAUGAUUUGAAGAAACGAGUUGAAGAAUCAACCUUUAAGAAGGACUUGCUGCGAAAUCUUCAGGAGCAUGGCAGCCCAGGUGCAUUCUGGGAGUCUGAGCAGGAGUCUCUGCUCUUUGUUAUUGAGAUGAAGGCUGAGCGUGUGCAGGAGCAAAGCAGGAAGCUGCAGCAGAUGGAUGAGCUGGUGGAGAAGAAUCUCUCUCUGGAGGACCAGAUCGUCCACGUCCUGCAGCAGAAUGAGGACCUGAAGGUUCGGAUAGACAACUGCCAGACUCUCAUUCAGCAGUUUUCAAAGGAGCAGCAAAGUCUGAAGAUGGCGCUGGAGAGACAAAUAGCAGCAAACCAGAAUCUUUCUCAGGAAAAAGAGCAGCUGAUGUUCAAACUGAGACACAGAGAUUCGUGUGCAGCGAUCCACCUGCCAGCCAUGAUGCAGGAGAUUGCUCCCAGAUGACCCUGAACACAUACACGGCUCUCAAAGUGGGACUCUGAAUCACAUGACCUGGGUUCCUGCCCACAGGGACAUCCACCUGGGAUCCAGUUUAAAGUCUCUGGAGCUGCAUUGUGGCGCUUCAGUGCAGGACAUUGAAAACUGGACUCAACAUGUCUGUCUGGCUGAAUCUAUGCAGCGUGCUGUCACGCAGGCUGGUGUUUUUGAGGCUGUGAGGACGUUUUGUACAGAUGUUUAGUUUUUUGUUUUUGUUUUAGCCUUCAUUACAUUGUUGUGGUUUCUAAAGCUGAGAGACAGAAGAAAAGCCAUCAGUCUCUGAUAAUACAAGCUACCAAGUAAAGGGGUUGCAUGCCUUUAAACCCUCAUAAUAGCCAGGUUUAAACUUAGUUUUCUACUUUUUCUAAAAUAGCAACGCAUCUCUGAGAAAUCAUAGCCAGCACAGCGCUUCUUAUUUGUAGUAAAGCUUUAGUUCUUACUACAAAUUUCUCAAACAAUGAUAAAAAAUCAACAAAAUUCUACAGUAUGAGAAGGUAAAACCUGCUUCUUGUAUCAAAUGUUGUACAGUCACUCAACUUUAAGCUUUUAAUAUCACUGGUUUCAUUUUAUUUUGCUAGUGAUUAACCUGAUAAGCCACUGACUUCCACUGAUAAUGUGAGUAAGGCCUUCCUCAUUGGGAUGUCCUUCAUACUCAUCACAUUUAUUUUAUUUUUCUGGUGGAAAAUGCACAUUUUUAUGGUUUAUUUCUCAAUCAGUCAGGGAUUAAAACUUUGAAACAUCUGUCAACACUUUGUCUAAAUCCUCUGGGCUCUGAAAUGAAGUGCCUCGCCUGUCAACAUUCGGACUUUCUACUUUAGUUUCCCACCAGUGGACGUGCCUGUUCUCUGUAGAGCUCAGUGACGGUUUAAAAUAAAGCGGUUGUCACAGAAACCUGACGACAUCAAAGUCUAUAAAGGAUUUUAGUUGCAAAAGGUUGACAGAUGGGAUUGAUCAAUAAUUUUCACUCAGGAACCUUAGAUUGUCGUAGAUGAUACAAUUCAAGGAAUCCGCCUUCGAACGCUCUUAUGCAGAGCUGCCAUAUUGGAUACAGAUUUAGGACUGUUCAAUCUGUGCCUUUAUGCCACUCUGGAAGGUUCGGUACCAUAAAUGGAACCACUGUACUUGGAUUUUCUACGUCCCCCUUUGUGCCUCUGAGAUCUUUUUGUGUUUGAUAGCAGAAAAUCUAUUUAAAGGCAUAUUGUCAAACAACUGGCCAUUUUCCUGUUUUCUAUUGAGCAGUAUUUUUGAAUUUUCUGCAUCACUAUGGACAUUUUACAUGACUUUGGAAGUAAAUAAAAAAAAUAUCUUGCUUCAUUGAACAAUCUUGAA
This is a messenger RNA of Fundulus heteroclitus (mummichog), 2393 nucleotides long. RefSeq names its product coiled-coil domain containing 69 (gene ccdc69). Gene Ontology annotation, cellular component: cytoplasm; nucleus. The record is from RefSeq and is a predicted model, not a curated record. The transcript has 9 exons. NCBI's taxonomy places the organism in Eukaryota, Metazoa, Chordata, Actinopteri, Cyprinodontiformes, Fundulidae. Gene Ontology annotation, molecular function: microtubule binding. Bases 120 to 1031 code for a protein of 303 amino acids.